Molecule: messenger RNA, 3478 nt
Organism: Osmia lignaria (orchard mason bee)
Lineage: Eukaryota; Metazoa; Arthropoda; Insecta; Hymenoptera; Megachilidae
Molecular function (GO): zinc ion binding; nucleic acid binding
Source: RefSeq, a predicted model, not a curated record
UGUCAACAGCACACGCUAACCCAUCUAUUGGCAAAACCGUGCCCACUUAGCUUGACUUCGGUGAUCUUACGGGUACCGCUAUGGCCUAAGUGGCUAAGGCCGUUGACAACGUGGCCACCACGAAAUUCUAUUAAUUUCGUGGGUUUUGGCGAGUUGAUGAACUCACGCGAUUAUGUAACCCGUCGGCAAUGUACUACGCGAUUAAUCGAGUCGAAUUCAGCGAAAUUGAGCAAAUAUUUUACAAAGGUUAAACAGCGAGAUACACGUGUGAGCUCUAAGCUAUGUAUAACGAUAAUGGCCGCUCUACCAGCUUCUUCGCAGCACGAGCCGUUGGCGUCUUCAUGCUGACGUAGUGCGCGCUGGAGCGUGCUGCCACGGUCCGCGUGGCGACGGUUGAAAUUAGUGCAUUUUUGAACAUUCCGCUCGCCAUCAGCAGCUCGUAGAAGAUGGUGAUGAGAUCGUAUCUGCAACAGGGAGUAGAGCCAACUUCGCAAUUGGCCGAGUUAGAGUUGUGGUGGCCAUCUUGAUUGUGACGACCCUCGUCAGUCCAUCUGAUCCAGGGUGAACAACGAGCACUCGAGCAAGAGGCCAUUUGCAUGGUGGGAAGUAUUCGUCGGUGAGCAGCACCAGAGAAAUCGUGAUGUUGUUGGACGGGUGAUGCCACUUCGAGAUUGAUUGCAUCCGUUGGAGAUGGUGUGUUGACCAGCGCUUCCAGAAUUGUAGUAGCUUCUGCUGGAUGAGAUGCCACCGUGCUCUAGGUGAGAGUUGAAUUUGUUCAACAGAUGGUUCUGGCAGUUUUGAAAUUGCUCUUCCAAUGAGGAAGUGAGCAGGCGUGAGUACGGAGAGAUCGUCAGGGUUGUCGGUGAGAGGCUCCAGUGGUCAAGAAUUGAGCGUUGCAUCAAUCUGAUUCAGAAGGGUGUUGUAUUCUUCAAAGGUGAGCAAAGUAUCAGUCACCGUACGUCGUAAAUGGUAUUUGACGGAUUUGACCACUGCCUCCCACUUUCUUCCCAUGUGCGGAGCAGCGGAAGGAUUGAAACUCCAAGCUGUAUUGUCGUUGACGAACAGCUUGGCCAAUCGUUGAUUAUCUUGAGAGCCCUCGACGAACAUCGAUUUGAGUGUUGAAUCUGCUCCGAUGAAGUUCGUUCCACAGUCGGAGUAGAUUGUAUGUGGAAUGUCUCUUCUUGCUGCGAACCGUCGGUACAUUGCAAUGAAGCCAUCUGUUGAGUAGUCGGUGACCAAUUCGAGACGAACAGUAUACGUUGUCAUGCACACGAAAACACAGAUCCAGCCUUACUGUGUUUUCGCACCUCGCCCCUUCCACGUUUUGAGUGUGAUGAGACCGGCGUAGUCUACGCUGGUGUGAGAGAAUGGAUGUGAGGGUGUAACUCGAGAGAGAGGUAGUUGGCCCAUCAGUUGAUGGGCACAGUUCCCCUUCUGCCGAGCACACACAACACACCGCAGGAUGUGCGAUUUAACUGGAGCUCGUCCACCGAUGAUCCAGUAGGUCUAUCUGAUGUGAGCGAGUGUGAGCUGAGUACUUCCAUGAAGCGUUGCUUUAUGCGAGUGAUCUAUAAUCAAUUCAGACAGACGUGAAUGACGUGGAAGGAUGGCUGGGUGUUUACCUUGGUAGGUCAACGGUGCGUUGUAAAGUCUUCCUCCAACACGAAUGACGCCUGUAGUGUAUGACGUAUGUGGCGGGCAAAAGGACGAUCGGGGCGCUGGCAUGGGGGGGACAGACCGAGAGAAGUCAGUCGCCUGGUAUGCACGCCGCGAGUACGGAUUGAUGAAUAAAGCGUUUUGGUUUAGGCUACGAGCCGGGAGUUUUAUUUAUUACAUUUGGCGACGAGGAUUAAAAGUGUGAAGUGCACGAUGAGUAGUGAAAGUUUACCCACGUUUAACCCGAACGAAAACGACGGAAACGUAUACGCAGCAUGGAAGCGGUGGCUCAGAGCCUUCGAAUUAUUUGUGGCGAGUAAAAACGUUACGGACAUUAACAGAAAAAAAGCAAUGUUAUUGCACCAUGGCGGUCUCGAAUUGCAGGACGUUUUCUAUACACUGCCAAACGCAGAUAUGGUCGCGGAAGGAGAAAACGCGUACGAAAAAGCAAUGGACGCUCUGACGACGCAUUUCAAGCCGAAAUUAAACAUGGCGUAUGAGAGGCACGUGUUUCGUCAGUUAAAACAAAAGGAAGGUGAGACCAUGAACCAGUACAUCACGAGGCUAAGACAGCAAGCGAAGAAUUGCGAGUUCCCAGCGGAGGAAAUAGAAAUUUGUGGGCAAAUUGUGGAAAAAUGUACGUCGAACGAAAUUCGACGGCGCCUCCUGGAAAAGGGAGAUUUCAAGUUGAGUGACGUCAUAGAAGUUGCUAGAACGAUCGAGGCGAUCGAGCUACAAACAAAAGACAUAGAAAAGUCAACGGUCGCUGCGACGCGCAACGUGAAGAAAGAGAGAAAGCCCGAGAAGGUGACAGAGAAGAAAAAAGACAUUCAAUGUUUUCGGUGUGGAUACACAGGACAUACGUACAAGGAUGAAAGGUGCCCGGCAAAAUCGAGAACGUGCAGUAAAUGUGGAAAAAGGGGUCAUUUUGCGACGGUGUGCAAAUCGCAGAUGACAUCGAACAACGGAGGAAGACGAGAACCACCACGCAGAGUGAGGGUCAGGGAGCUGGAUGGAGAGGUCGGCGCGGGACAAUCGAGAUAUGCAUUUGGUUUACAGACGGAUUGCCAAAUCAGUGCAAUGCAAGAAGGACAAAGUAUGGACGUUAAGAUAGGCGGUAUUAUUUUAAAUAUGUUAAUUGAUUCAGGGGCGCAGUGUAACGUGGUCGAUGAAAACACAUGGAAGUGGUGCAAAGACAGGAAAAUCGUCUGUGAGACGAGCAGGUACGUAGACAAAUGCAUAUACCCGUACGGACACGACACCGCGCUCGAGCUAUUGGGACAAUUUCGGUGCGAUGUUGAGGUUGAGAAUAGGAAAGUGCGAGCGAGUUUCGUAGUUUUAAAGGGUAAGGGGCGACCGAUUUUAGGCUAUAAAACGGCGAAAGAGCUGGAAAUUCUAAGAAUAGGGUUACAGGUGAACGAAAUAGACAUAAAGCGGGAAGAUAGUGAUAUUUUCCGCGGGAUAGGUAAACUGAAAGAUUUCAAAUUAACGAUACCCAUUGAUAGGUCGCAUCCACCAGUUGCACAGCCGGUGCGAAGAUUACCGUUUAAAUUACGUGAUCAAAUUAACAAGCAAUUAAAAGAGCUAUUAGAUUUAGAUAUUACUGAGACGGUCGAAGGCCCGACAGAAUGGGUUUCGCCGGUAAUCCCAAUAGUAAAGAAAAACGGUGAGGUUAGACUAUGCGUUGACAUGCGCCGAGCAAACGAAGCGAUUUUGAGGGAGAGGUAUCCCCUGCCGGUAAUAGAGGAAAUCUUAAGCCGAGUAUCCACCUGUAUCCAACGCCCGUAUCGUAUCACCGUUCCGAACCCUUUUGAAUAGGCAG